Messenger RNA from Vigna umbellata (rice bean), 2334 nucleotides. NCBI's taxonomy places the organism in Eukaryota, Viridiplantae, Streptophyta, Magnoliopsida, Fabales, Fabaceae. The record is from RefSeq and is a predicted model, not a curated record.
AGAAAUGGUUGGACCCAAAAAAAAAAAAAAGAGAGAGAGGAAGAAGGAAGAAAAGGAAAAGAGAAAGGAGAGCAUUGGUGCCAGAUUCCUGUAGCGAGUCCAAUCAGUCCUCCACCACACUCAGAUCUGCGAGUUUCGCUUUCUGUAUGUGCUCUGUGUGUUGAGAGCAAAUUGAAUGUUCAAUCCCCAAUUUCCAUUUUCGAGUUAUCAGAAUUUCAAAUUUCCUAACUGAACGCGAUCCCAAUCUCAGAUGUCUUGUCUAGCGCUUUCCUUGCAACCCUCCAAUGGAUCCGACAUACUUCUCCAGACGCGCGAGUGGUUCCCUCCCGCACGCGCCCUCGUCGCCCUCUCCGCGUUUCGCCAAACUCGCCGGGCCCUCGCUGCCAAUAAGCACUCCACGCCGGACGACGCCUACGCAGCGGAAUCAAUCGGCGACGAUCCCCUCGCGGCGUCGAGCGGCCAGGUCAUCGUCGGGGUGGAGAGCCGCUACCGUGUGGUGUACCGCCUCGUGAACGGCAUCUACGUGCUCGGCAUAACCGUCGCGGACCAUGACAACUCCGUCAACGUGUUCGAAUGCAUCCACAUCGUAAACCAGGCCGUCAGUGUUGUCGUGACGGCGUGCCGGGGCGUCGAUGUCACGCCGGAGAAGCUCAGCCGCAAGUACGCCGAGAUCUACAUGGCCCUUGACAUUGUCCUCCGCGGCGUCAGCAACAUCCGUCUCGCCGCCAUGCUUUCCACCAUGCACGGCGAGAGCAUCGCCAAGAUGGUCCACUCGGCCAUUGACACCGAGAACAAGAUCCGCGGCGCCGAGACGUGGCUCACGGCGGAGGUGCAUUCGCUCGAGCACCAGGCCUGCAUCGACGCCUUAUCCACCGCCUCCUUCGAGUUGCCGCCGGAGACGCUCGAGGCUGGCGAAGAGGUCGCCGCCAGCCUUGCCCCGGCCCAGCCCGAAACGCAGGAGGAGCCGCAGCAGAAGCCGGAAGAGUCUCAGGUGGAGGACCCUUUUGCAGCUAGUGAUGCUAUUAACAAGCCGCAGGAACUUGUUGAAGGUUUCAAGAAAACAAAGGACCCUGCUACCGAUUUAACCUCAGCUUUGGAGGGGCUUGAUGUCACCACAUUGCCUCCUCCUGAGGCUACUCAAUCCACGCAGAUAAAUGUGGAGGGUUUUGAAGGGAGUUACGGUGGAGUUGAGUUUGGGAAUGAGCAAGCUUCUAUUGGAGAAGCUUUUGAAGGUUUCAACGAUGCUUGGGGUGGUGGACUGGAUCCUUCCGAGUUUGUGGGCACAACCAAACCUCCCAAACCGCAAGGUCUUGGUGGGGUUGAAUUGUUGCAAACUGGGCCUGAUGCUGCUCCUAAAGCAGCUGCUGAAAGUGGUUCAGGAACUCCACUUGAAAACUUGUUGGUGAAGAAAACUGAGAUGAAGGGUCCUGAGAUGUAUAUCUCUGAGGUGAUUAGUGCAGAGUUUAGGGAAUCGUUGCUAGCACGAGUGGGGUUGAUGGGUGUUGUUUACCUCAGAACUAUACCACCCAAAACUGCUGGUGAUAAGGAAACUGAAUUCUCAUUCCGAAUUGAAGGAACCAGUGCUGUUAAGAGAUUUGUUAUUCAGAAUUCGCGUGUUAGUAGUCUUGGUAAUGGGUUGUUUCAUGUGAGGACUGCGGCCUCUGAGGAGCCAAUACCAAUUAUUAAGUAUAGCUUAGUUCCUAGGUUGACGCCGUUGCCUUUGAGGAUUCGACUUACGAAACGGCAUACUGGGAGUUUGCUUUCUGUCAUGAUACAAUAUGCUUCAAACCCUGAUUUGUUAGUCCCCUUGCAUGAUGUUACUUUCACUCUUAAACUGCCCGUUGAUCCUACUCUGUUGAAGGUUUCUCCAAAAGCUGUGUUAAAUAGGACCGAAAGAGAAAUUAAAUGGCUUGUGCCAGAAAUUCCGUUGAAGGGCUCUCCUGGUAGGUUGAGAGUUCGGAUGCCGGUAGAUUCCAGUGAAGAUGAUGAGGAAAUUGAGGUUGUUGGUUAUGUGAAAUUUUCAGAACAAGUAACCCAGUCAUUGUCUGGAGUUUCUAUACGGCCGGCUUCAGAGGGUAAGACAGACUUCUACGAGGUUAGUGACAGACUUGAGAGUGGGGUAUACAUGUGCGAUUGAUUUUGUAAUCAUAGAUGAUUAGCAGGAGCUGUACUUUUUCAUUUUGUGUCCAUGAGAUUUAUGAUUUGGUUGUGUUUAUAGCAUUCUUGGAUAUUGAUCAUGUACCUCGAACUCUGGAAUUAUCUGAAAAUAUUUGUUUCUCUGUACUGUGGCUAUGAUUUUACUUCAAUGAACUGUAUUUCCUCUUUGCAAUGUUA